Ustilaginoidea virens is the source of this 1791-nucleotide messenger RNA. RefSeq lists its product as uncharacterized. Gene Ontology annotation, molecular function: magnesium ion transmembrane transporter activity. Bases 1 to 1791 code for a protein of 596 amino acids. The record is from RefSeq and is a predicted model, not a curated record. Gene Ontology annotation, cellular component: membrane. The transcript is spliced from 2 exons. Lineage: Eukaryota; Fungi; Ascomycota; Sordariomycetes; Hypocreales; Clavicipitaceae. Gene Ontology annotation, biological process: magnesium ion transport.
AUGGCCAUGCAGCCAACCGGCUGGCAGUCGGCGCCGGUAGCUAGAGCAGAAGACGGGAAUCGACCGGAUUACUACAAGGUCAUUGGAGUCUGCCUGGCCAUAUGCUCUGGACUCUUUAUUGGAACGUCCUUUGUGCUGAAAAAGGCGGGCUUGCUCAAGGCCAACGAGAAAUACAACGAGGUCGCCGGGGAGGGCUAUGGCUAUCUCAAAAACGCGUACUGGUGGGGAGGCAUGACGCUGAUGAUUGUCGGCGAGGUGCUCAACUUUAUCGCCUACGCCUUCACCGAUGCCAUUCUCGUCACCCCGCUGGGUGCGCUCUCCGUCGUCAUCACCGCCGUCUUAUCCGCCGUCUUCCUGAAGGAGCGGCUGAGUAUGGUUGGCAAGGUCGCAUGCUUCUUGUGCAUCAUUGGAUCCGUUGUUAUAGCAUUGAAUGGCCCCAAAGAAUCUUCGGUCGCCGACAUCCAGCAGAUGCAGCGCAUGUUCAUCACUCCAGGUUUCCUGUCAUAUGCCGGUGUCGUUCUCGUUGGCUCCGCCGUUACGGCGUUUUACGUAGGCCCAAGAUGGGGCAGAAAGAACAUGCUGGUGUACAUCUCCAUCUGCAGCUGGAUUGGUGGACUCAGUGUUGUAUCGACACAAGGCCUCGGCGCAGCCAUCAUAGCAUGGAUUGGCGGGGAUCCUCAGUACAAGUUCUGGUUUCUCUGGUUCCUGUUCGUCUUUGUCAUUGGCACUUUGCUGACCGAAAUCGUUUUUCUAAAUAAAGCGCUCAACAUCUUCAACGCAGCCCUGGUCACCCCCACGUAUUAUGUCUACUUCACUAGCACAACAAUUCUUACGUCCAUCGUUUUGUUCCGUGGCUUUAAUGGAUCAUCAGCCCAAGGAAUCUGCACCGUCGUGCUGGGUUUCCUCACCAUCUGCUCGGGCGUGGUUUUACUGCAACUGUCCAAGUCGGCAAAGGACGUCCCUGACGCUGCUGUUUUCAACGGCGAUUUGGACCAGAUCCACACCAUUGCGGAGCAAGAGCAGCCAGAGUCGGAACCCAAGGCCGACGCCAUUCGUGGUACGGCGGCAAUCGUGCGACGCAUCUCAAAAGCCCGUCUGCGCAUGGAAGCUGAAGAGCUGAAGAGACUGCACGAGGAGAAAAUGGCCGAAAGCAUGUCGCCCAUUGGUGAAGACGGAGUGUCCGAGUACGAAUGGGACGGGUUGAGGAGACGGAGGACCUUGGUGGCCAGCAUGAGAAGUCGCGCGACCACAUCACCCCAGCCAGUAUCGCCGUCCAUCCGGGCUGUGGGCACUCCCUGCAGCCCUCAUCCUCCACUGGGCAUGUCGCGAUUCCCGACCGACGAAGAGCUCGAAGAGGCAGACCGCAGCACCAUCUUCACAACCAUCGCCGGCACGAUUCGAGGGCGACCACGGACCAGCCAAACCCUGCCCGCCUACACGGACCAGUAUGCCAUCGACAAGUUGCGAAGUCCGCUGCGUCCUGUUCCCUUGACUCAUAUCGUGUUUCCCGAGCAGAAGCCGGACGACGAGGCUGGGGCGUAUUACGGACCGACUCGCGAGCAUGUUUUUGACAGGCAGCAGCAGCAGCAGCAGCAACAGCAACAGCAACACGCCGAGCAUCAUGGCGCGAGCGGAAGUGCUCAGAGCAUUCCCCCUACGCCGCCCCCACACUCGGCUCGGCGACAGUUUUCCUUCAACCGAGUUUUUCGACGCAACGCCGGUUCGACUGAGGAGGAACGGAUCGGCCUUGUAAAGGAAGGAGAGGUUGAAGGCUCCCCUUCAUUUAUCUGA